Messenger RNA from Laetiporus sulphureus 93-53, 623 nucleotides. RefSeq lists its product as uncharacterized. NCBI's taxonomy places the organism in Eukaryota, Fungi, Basidiomycota, Agaricomycetes, Polyporales, Laetiporaceae. The transcript has 2 exons. The record is from RefSeq and is a predicted model, not a curated record. The coding region runs from base 94 to 468 and encodes 124 amino acids.
UACGGCUCAGUGGUAAUCUUCCAUCCCAAGUCUUCCAAAGUUCCAUCUGCAGACGCUUGAUCAAUAUCGUCUAGUCACGGUCCCUGUACCAUAAUGUCCCAAUCUCAGACCUGCAAAUUCCGUCGCGUCUCAGAGCAUGUGGCGGAGCUCACACCCGCGGCGAUGGGUGAGUUCGAGAGUGCGGAGGAGUUUCUGGUCAUAUGGAUGGAGGCUAUACGUGCACACUUUGCUUACUACAUGGCCGGCUUCCUCCAUGGGAAUGUCUGCCCUGAAACGAUCAUGUCGUUCAACGGCGUGGACCAGGAUGGCAAGCCGAUCACGGAGGGGAUCAUGUUGGAUCUCGACAAGUGCUCUGUGUACGAGAAAUACGUUAGAAAGCCGAAGGUCGAGAAGCCAGAAGGUGGCUCCCCGCCGGUAGACGUCAGUGCGGAGAAGCAAGGAGAGAAAACCGAGGAGAAAGAAAAGUAGACAUUCGAUAGGUACGCAGGCUGAUCCAAGUGUAAAAGACACGAUUCGAGCAGCAUGUCUCGAAGCAAUUCCAAUCAGUUUACUGCUAUAGAUCUCCGCAUCAUCUGGUUCCUUAUGUCGCGCCGCGCGUUGUCUCGCAGAAAAUGCAUGAUGAU